UAAUGCGAACUUGCAAUUUUCUAAGUGUGGUUGUCGUUUUGAAAUUUCGUAAUAUUUUGUCUUUAAAAGCUAUACAGGCACUGAGUAUAUAAACAUUUAGUAAUGAAGCGUUCGGCCCCUGAUGUCGAUGGAAUUGAAAGCCGGAAGAAACAGUGUGUUAAUAGUAACCUAUCAACUCAUGUUUCUACAGCUGGGUGUGAAACAAGUGAAAUGAGGAAUGACAAAGAGGUGAAAAGGGCAGGUCCUUUUGUGAUAGGACCUCGGCUGGGAAAUUCUCCUGUCCGCAGCAUUACACAAUGUUUAGCAAGAAAAUCCAAAACAGAUGAAUUUUAUACAUUGAAAAUGCUUAUUAUGAAAUCCCUCAAUGAAGAAACCCAGGAUGAGAAGCAAGGAAAAAUGUUGUUAUUAACUGAAUAUAGUCUCCUGUCCCUACUACAUGAUCAACCUGGGGUUAUUCAUCACCAUGGGUUUUUCAAAGACUUGGCAUAUGAGGAACAGGAACUUCAAAAUGGAACAGUAGUUAUUACUGGGAAUAAAGUCAAAAGGCUCAAUCUCAUCCUAGAUUGUCUUUCACCAAAUGACUUCUGUCCUUAUUCUCACAACUAUGUCAACCUUCAGCAGUAUGUCAUUAAGGAGAAAAAAUUGACUGAACAGGAAAGCCUUUGGAUAUUUAGAGAAAUUGUCUGUGUAGUAAAAAGUCUUCACCAAAGAAAUAUUGUCCACAGAGAUUUGAAACUUGGUAAUUUAGUGCUGAACCGACAAAACCGACGCAUUACUCUCAUUAAUUUCUGUCUGGGGAAGCAUCUGGCAAACGAAGAAGACCUGUUGCGUGAUCAGAGAGGUUCUCCAGCGUACAUUUCUCCAGACGUUCUGAGUGGCAAACCCUACCUAGGCAAGCCGUCGGAUAUGUGGGCCUUGGGAGUCGUAUUAUUCACUAUGCUCUAUGGCCAGUUUCCAUUCUACGACUCGGUCCCUCAAGAACUCUUCAGGAAGAUCAAAGCCGCCGAAUUCACUAUUCCCAGGGACGGUCGUGUCUCGGAUAGCACUACGAGGCUAGUUCAACGUUUACUGAAUCUAAAUCCACACCAAAGGCUAAAGGCUGACCAAGUCGUCGAUGUGCUCGACUCUGCUAUAGCCGUAAGCCAUUUUCCAUCUUCAUCAGCCGAUCUGUCCUUAUUACAGGUUGUUCCGGAUGCUGAUUGUGAUUUGCCAGUGGAUGAAGCAGAGGUUCCAACAUCGAAGCCUGUCAAGGGGAUUUCGGGAUUCGAACUUGUAUUACAGCAGCUUCAGGCUAUUGAAGAAUCAACUGGUAGCCUCUUGGCAUAUCAUUCAGUCACAGUUCCCGGCUUAAGCCCAUUUCAAAUAAUAAAGAAGCACGCAAAUACCAGUGAACAUCAUGCGCAUUUAAAUUUUCUCUCGUCACUUGGCCGUCAACAAGGAUCUGUGCGUGCCCUCAGCACGGAACAGAUGAAUCGGUUUCGUCAUUUACUACCUCCGCGAAUGAUGACCUCCCAUCAGCAGUUCCACGAGGGAACAAGUGCUACAGCAGUACAAAGAAUAGCAUCAUUUUCUUCUUACAUGUCACAAAAUAAUUUGUCGGCCUUCUCACCUGCUACACCAACGUUACGCACGGUGAAUCCAACAUUUUUCCCACCGAAUUUUCUGUCGCAUCGGUUGCAACAACUGCAACAACAACAUCAACAGCUAUCACCGGCUUCGUUAGCUUCAAUAAACGGUACCCGCCGGAUCGCCAUUGACUCUCCAAUAUCGUCGACAUCGCGACAAGAGGAACAAUCUGAGGAACCAGAUUAAAACACAGACAUCAUCCGUGUCCCACUUUCUCCACACAUACUCCUAAAGCUUUAUCGUAUAAAGCCGAGCUAAGUAUUUUAUGAUGCAUGUAAAAACAAACGCAAUUUGUAAUCGUACACUAUCUACAUUUUGAAUUCUGCAUGUCAAAUUAGUUCAAAAGCUAUAGAAUUUUUUGAAAGGUUUGAGAUACCAGGAUUUGUAAAAAUUAAGAAACCCGUUGGAGUUACCCACUGCGUUACAGGUCCCGGUAUUGAAGUUAAAUUGAUAGCCAUAUGGGCACAUUGGUGCCUGA
Molecule: messenger RNA, 2104 nt
Organism: Daphnia carinata
Lineage: Eukaryota; Metazoa; Arthropoda; Branchiopoda; Diplostraca; Daphniidae
Product: serine/threonine-protein kinase 40-like
Exons: 10
Coding region: 103-1812 (569 amino acids)
Biological process (GO): protein phosphorylation
Molecular function (GO): ATP binding; protein kinase activity
Source: RefSeq, a predicted model, not a curated record